AUGUCUGCUGAUGCACAAGUGCCAACUAAAUAUGAUGAGGACGUAUAUCUUAUUGUUGUACCGGAUCCAGGGAAAAGCCAAGGAAUUGACAUUGACCCAAUUGAGUAUGCUGACAAGAACAGAACCGAUACUCACUUAUUUUGGAUUAAAAUAGGCGACGGAGGGGAUAUCAUAGGUCGCACUGACCAGUACCACAACCCAAGUCAACGAAUCGGGGCAAUAAAAAUUUCCAAUCGACCUCCCUUCAGGAUUAAUAACAAGAUUGCAGGCCCAGGAAAGCAUCUAGAACAUGAGCUAUUACAACACCAUGAGAUGGGUGGCAUGCUCCCUGGAGGUUCUUCAGAGUGGCAUGCUUUGUACGGGGACAAUCGACUUGCGGAGAGCCUUAAUAAAGAAUUGCGAUCGCUUGUUGAUCAGGGAAUACUAUACCCACUUGCCCUGAACGGUGGUAGACGCGACAAAUCCACGGCAACGAAUCCUACUGAGUGGGAUAAGGUUGUAACAUCUUUGAGGAGUAUAAUUACGCCGGAGAAUCAAGGUCCGGGAAAAAAUAAGAAUCGACCGCGUCGUAAGAAAACCCCAUCAAUUUCAAUUGUUGUCACACCAAGUCCACAUGCACGGGCCUUCAAUCAUGGAUUCCAAAUUGGAAAGGGUAUAUACCAGUAUUGGGUCAAAAUUGAUACGCACCACACGCAAAACGAGACAGUUUAUCCCCUGAUUACAAGUACUUAUCAAACGGAGCUACCCGAUUUCGGGUAUAAUUCGUACUUCCUGACCAAACGUGACAUUCCAAACAAUUCAAGCGUGAAGGCUGCGCAUUUAGCAGAGUGUGAAUCGAGGCUCAAGUACUUGAGGACAGGAUUGGGUACAUGGGGAAUCAUGAGCAUGCCAACUAACCAGGAGAAAGGCACUUGGUUCUCCGUUGAUUUAGAUACCUCAUUGCUUAAUCAGAACAAAGUCCAGGGAGCAAAGAGGUUUUUGCGGAUGUUCGUCGCAAAGUUUCAUCUGGAGCAACAAGAAUUCAAGGAGCGGCUCGGACAACUAACAAAACCGGAAGAUGAAGAGAAUGACAAGGACAAAAGUAACAAGGAUACAAGCGGCAACAAUGAAGACAGUGAUGAUUUUGCAUCUGACGCGAGUGGAGAGGACGGUGACGGCAACGAUGGACCUAGGGAGACCAAAAAACACAAAGAAUACUCGAAUAAGAUGAACAAAGGGGGGAAAUAUGACAAUGAACAAUACGAGGGAGCCUCCGAGUCGGGUCCAAAACGGGGACAGGCGCUCUCUGGGAUGUAUAGCCUGGGCGGGACCACCAAAUCUAAAAUGGGCGUAAAAGCUGCUCAAUUAGGUACCAACCGAGGGCUAUCCAGUAGCAACGCAUACCGAGAUGGUCGCAGCAAGAAGCAAGAGAUCGCUUAUAAGGCUAUCCAGAGACAUAGAAGUCGGGAAAUGUCUUUGGAAGAUAGUGGCAUCCGCAAAGAAGAGGAUAGCGAUGCAAGAGGCGUUGGUAGUGACAAAGUCCAGAUGAAGGGCCAAUUCUUUUACGAGAAUCUUGGCUACUCUAGAUCUGCGAUGGAGGGUAUGGAGGUAGUACAUAUAACGACUGAUGCGAUAGCAACCAGUCGAAACAUAGAGGGCCCGAGUGAACACACAGCAGGAUUACAGACGAGUUUUCAGGGCGUGGACAAGCUGGAACAAGAAAAAGGAAAAGAUGGAGAAAGAGUAGAAAACAAACGGCAAAGUAAGAAGAAAGGAAAACAGAGGGGUCAUGAUACCUCAACACCAGACCUGCAUUUCAACAUAUACAGAAACCUUCCUACCCAAUCGCGUACUGAUUUAACCGAUUAUCACAACGUAUAUGAUCAAUACAGGUCCGAUGAAGCCCUCAGUAAUCCAACAAGAGGGGAUAAAAGAACUAAAAAGGGCAGAUUCACAACAAAGCCACUAAAGGAAGAGGAUCCCGAUGGUACUCGGGCAGACAGAGAGUUAUCGAACGACAAGUACAGGUCGGCUCCCUCGAAAUAUCUCAACGUGGAGCACUCAAGAGGACGCAAAAGUAGCCAGGGUUCUCGUGUCCCAUAG
Molecule: messenger RNA, 2082 nt
Organism: Rhizoctonia solani
Lineage: Eukaryota; Fungi; Basidiomycota; Agaricomycetes; Cantharellales; Ceratobasidiaceae
Exons: 9
Coding region: 1-2082 (693 amino acids)
Source: RefSeq, a predicted model, not a curated record